AUGAAAAAGUCCUCAAACACAGCAGUUACUGGUGCUCCAAAAUCAGAUAGUCAGCUCUCAGAAAAAAGCCACAAGACACAAUCGUCACGUGCUGCAAAGAUAAAGGCAAGAAAAGUUAAUAGACAUAUUUCAGCAAAAAUAAUACAGAAGGCCUGGUUCAUUUAUGUGGACAAAUCAUUGUUUAAACUCCUAAAACACACAGUUUGUGCAGCGGAAUAUUGUGUGGCACACGAACUGCUGAUGAGAGUGAGCCCCGUAGAGGCUGCACUUGUUAAAGAUCCCAGCAUGAAGUGUAAAGUCAGAUUCAGGUUUUGUGGUGAAACGUUUCCACCUUUUAUCGUGUUCAAAAUUUUUUUUAACGAUGGCCAUGGUUACAAGUAUUUCAGUGGGAAAGAUUUACUAAAGUCGUCAAGUAAGGCAGUGGCUGAUUCUUACAAGAUAAUGGGGGAAAGAAAAUUUUAUCAACAAAUUAUGGAAGAUGAGCAAUUUUUCCAGAAAUUCAAUAGCUGAUCGUCUGAUGUUGUCACAGUGAAAGAUUACAUGCAAUACUGCAGUCUUCUGGAUGAGACCCCUGCAUCAUCUGGUGGCAAGAAUAACCACUGGCGAAGAUUAAGCCUCGGAAGCAUUCCCCAAACAAUGAUAAUGUAUGACAUCAUCGAUUAUGCAGAGUCCGGAGUAAUCUCGGACCGUUUACAAAAAGAAAUGAGAUAUUUGGUGCAGAAGCCACUAACAGAAGAGAUGCGUCAGCACCAGCUAGAGAUUGUUUCUAAAGUUAGGUGUCCAUGCAUUACAACCAUCCGUCCUUUUUACCAGCCUUGGGAAGAGCGAGGUAAAGCGAAACAUCUGGGCCGUCGAUCCAAGCAGGCACAAAAGAAGGUUGAAAAAAUGAAAAAAGCCUAUAUGGCAUCCAAAGAAGAGAAGGCUUCCUCCGAGGACACACAGGCAGACAGGUUUGAAGGGAAGGAGAAGAAGGUCAUCUUCAGCACCCCAUCUUUUGAAAUCCUGGCAAUUGAAGACUCCUCAUCAGACACCGAACUGGAUAAAGAAGAAAAGGAACUAUUUGCCUGGUAUCAAGACCUGUAUGUUAAACAGCCUUCAUUGUUUUGA
Molecule: messenger RNA, 1107 nt
Organism: Arvicola amphibius (Eurasian water vole)
Lineage: Eukaryota; Metazoa; Chordata; Mammalia; Rodentia; Cricetidae
Gene: CXHXorf58
Product: chromosome X CXorf58 homolog
Source: RefSeq, a predicted model, not a curated record